This is a messenger RNA of Capsella rubella, 978 nucleotides long. RefSeq names its product haloacid dehalogenase-like hydrolase domain-containing protein At2g33255. The record is from RefSeq and is a predicted model, not a curated record. Lineage: Eukaryota; Viridiplantae; Streptophyta; Magnoliopsida; Brassicales; Brassicaceae. The coding region runs from base 30 to 767 and encodes 245 amino acids. The transcript is spliced from 5 exons.
UUCAGUUUCAGCUUUACCAUUUCUUUCCCAUGACUUUCCUCUUAUCAAGAUCAUUUAUUUCUCUCACUCUCAGACCUUCUUGUUCGAUUUCCAUGGCGAAUCUGACGAUGAACGCUAAAGCUCGCCUCAGAGGCGUUGUAUUCGAUAUGGACGGAACCCUGACGGUUCCGGUCAUCGAUUUCGCAGCAAUGUAUAGAGCUGUUCUUGGUGAAGAUGCGUACACGCGAAUCAAAGCAGAGAGUCCUACUGGAAUUGAUAUCCUGCAUCAUAUUGAGUCGUGGAGUCCUGAUAAACAGCAGAAAGCAUAUGAAAUCAUCGCCGAUUAUGAGAAACAGGGGAUUGAUAAGCUUCAAAUCAUGCCUGGUGCUGCUGAACUGUGUGGCUUUCUUGAUUCCCGAAAGAUAAAGAGAGGGCUAAUUACACGCAAUGUUCAGAAGGCAAUCGACAUCUUCCAUCAACGUUUUGAGGUUAUCUUUUCUCCAGCACUAGGCAGAGAGUUUCGUCCAUAUAAACCAAAUCCAGACCCGCUGUUACAUAUAUGCUCUACUUGGGACAUCCAACCUAAUGAAGUCAUGAUGGUUGGUGACAGCUUAAAGGAUGAUAUUGCAUGUGGGAAACGAGCUGGAGCCUUCACUUGCUUGCUAGAUGAAACUGGAAGGUAUGGACCAGAUGAUUUUUCUGUCUCCGGUCUGCAACCUGAUUUUAAGGUUGAUUCCUUGUCCAAAAUUCAGAAUCUACUGGAGACAAACUUCGACCUGAACCCGUAGUUUUCUUUUCUCCAAGUUAUUCAUCUUGUAGUUUCAGUGACCAAAGUACUGUAGUUUUCUACUCAACACAGUAUCCGUUAAUGUCAAAUCACAGAGUUUAUUUUCACUGGCUAUCUUAAGUUUCACAAUGGUGUCCCUACGCUGUUAUCUAGCAAACGUGUGUGUGAGGGUAUUAUUGUUGUCUGUUAAAUCUAAAAUUUCAGUUUAUUUA